AUGAGAACCACCACUGCACUCAGCUGCGAAGAGCCUGAAGAGCCCGUUGGCUCCGCCGCCUUUUGGUGGAAGAUAUUCAUCAGUGCACUGCUAGUGCUCUCAGGAGGAGCGUUUGCUGGCUUAACUCUUGGUCUUAUGGGUCUCGACGAACUGCAUCUGCGUGUGCUGGCACAGUCUUCAGAGGACGAGAAAGAGAAGCUGCACGCCCGGAAGGUCUUGAAACUGCUUGGGAGAGGCCGUCACUGGGUUCUUGUUGUCCUGCUUCUGUCUAACGUCAUUGUGAACGAGACCCUUCCUAUAUUCUUGGAUAGCGCUAUUGGUGGUGGUAUUGCCGCUGUAGUGAUCUCAACUACAAUGAUCGUGAUCUUUGGUGAAAUCAUCCCGCAAGCUGUUUGCGCCCGUUAUGGCCUAUCUAUCGGCGCGGCAUGUGCGCCAGUAGUGCUGGCUAUGAUGUAUAUCUUUUCUCCCAUAGCCUGGCCUACGGCGAAGCUACUGGACUGGGUGCUUGGCGCCAGCGAAGCCCAUACGUACAAGAAGGCGGAGCUGAAGUCGUUCUUGCAAUUUCACCGUCAGGGUGAAGAACCGCUUCGGGACGACGAGAUCAGCAUUCUCAACGGUGUGCUGGAACUAAACACCAAAAGCCUGGAGUCCAUCAUGACUCCCAUCAGUGAUGUUGUCACCAUCUCUUCGGAUACUAUCAUCGACCAAGCGAAGAUAGAUCGUCUGUUGACGAGCGGAUACUCGCGCUUUCCUGUACAUGAACCCGGUCAACCACUCGCUUUCGUCGGGACGCUCCUGAUCAAGAAGCUAUUGCAAUACGAUCCAGCUUCGAAAUGGCCGGUCAAGAACUUCAAGCUCUCCAUCCUCCCCGAAGCCAAGCCGACCGUUAGCUGCUUUCAAGCGCUAGAUUACUUUCAAACCGGUCGUUCGCACAUGCUACUUGUCAGCUCUACUCCCGGCGUCGAAGGUGGAGGGCUUGGCGUGGUCACACUUGAAGAUAUUAUUGAGGAGAUUAUCUCCGAAGAAAUCGUCGACGAGACAGACCGUUAUGAGGACAACCAGAGCAAGAAGCGCGCGAAGCGUCUUACGAACUCGGCUAUCAUGCGCGGCAUCGUCGAACGUGAGCGCCGCCAGACGGUAGCGUCCUCCGUCCCGGAGACGAUUCCUUCCGGCGAACCAACACCGAGGAUCCCCGACCGCACCUUGGCCGGCGAGGCGACGCCUCUAUUAGUUGACACCAGUGUUCCCGAGCAACAGGCAAAACAAGGUGGCCCAGGGCAGAACGGCGCGCCCGGAAAUGGGACUACUUACGGUGCAGCGAACUUGAGCACAUCGCCGCCGGCGCAGUAG
Peniophora sp. CBMAI 1063 is the source of this 1350-nucleotide messenger RNA. NCBI's taxonomy places the organism in Eukaryota, Fungi, Basidiomycota, Agaricomycetes, Russulales, Peniophoraceae. The record is from the annotation of a GenBank genome assembly.